AUGGCCCAAACCUUGACGAUGCUGCUCGUGAGGAAGCUGCUUCCCCUCGUCCUGCUCCAGGCAGGUCUCGGACUUGCCGGCAGCCUCUCCCGAAGCUGGGUUAUUGGGGGAAAGGAGGCGGUGCCCCAUUCCCGGCCCUUUAUGGCGUCCAUACAGAUGAAUGGGGAGCAUAUCUGCGGUGGGUUUUUGGUGCGACGCAAAUGGGUGAUGACGGCAGCUCACUGCCUGAUUUCCAAGCAGCAACCCUUCCUCAUUGUGCUGGGCGCUCACUCCCUCAAGACGCCCGAGGCCUCACGGCAAACCUUCGGCAUCCAGCAGUCGGUUGCUCACCCCCUUUAUGACGCCGGGACGGUGCGGAACGACAUCCGCUUGCUCAAACUGAACGGCUCCGUCAUCUUCAACCGGGAUGUCCGGCGCAUCAGGCUCCCCAGAAUGAACACCGACCCCCACCCUGGAGUCAGGUGCCAAGUGACCGGCUGGGGGGACAUCUCGAAUUUCGGAACCAUCCCCACCAAGCUGAUGGAAACCAACGUGACCAUUGUGGACAGGAAGGCGUGCAACGCUUCGUGGGCCGGCAACGUCUUCAACGGGAUGCUCUGUGCGGCCAACACGAGCCCCGCCCUGCGAGGGUUCUGCUCAGGUGACUCCGGUGGACCCCUCCUUUGCGGGAGCAGAGUUCAAGGGAUCGUGUCCUUCAACGGCAAGCGAUGUGGGGACCGUAGGUACCCUGAUAUCUACACCCGUAUCUCCAAAUACAUCCUCUGGGUUCGUUACAUCCUGAAGAUGUAUUGAUCGAGGGUCUCAAGGCGUGUGGGGCUUGUGGAGGUCCUAGAGGAGAGCUGCCUGCUUUGUGGGGGAAGGAAGUGGUGCAUUCGAGAACUGCGUGCGCAUUCAAGAAGCCAUUUUUCGAAAAAUAAAACCGCAAACAGCA
Varanus komodoensis (Komodo dragon) is the source of this 931-nucleotide messenger RNA. RefSeq names its product serine protease 57-like. The record is from RefSeq and is a predicted model, not a curated record. Gene Ontology annotation, molecular function: serine-type endopeptidase activity. The coding region runs from base 1 to 792 and encodes 263 amino acids. NCBI's taxonomy places the organism in Eukaryota, Metazoa, Chordata, Lepidosauria, Squamata, Varanidae. Gene Ontology annotation, biological process: proteolysis. The transcript has 5 exons.